Molecule: messenger RNA, 2847 nt
Organism: Dufourea novaeangliae
Lineage: Eukaryota; Metazoa; Arthropoda; Insecta; Hymenoptera; Halictidae
Gene: Cep97
Exons: 12
Coding region: 1-2751 (916 amino acids)
Biological process (GO): mRNA splicing, via spliceosome
Molecular function (GO): U2 snRNA binding; protein binding
Source: RefSeq, a predicted model, not a curated record
AUGGCUUCGACGGAAUCCUUGGUGUGCGAUACACUCGAUUUAAGUGGUCAAGGUCUUAAAAAGCUCUCUCGAUGUCCGUCGGAUGGAGAUAUCAGCACAUUGAUCAUCGAUGAUAAUGAGCUUCAGCGUCUUGAUAAUCUUGAUUCUUAUCAUAGAAUUACCAAGCUUUCAAUAGUAAGGAACCAACUGCUACGGAUGUAUGGUAUAUCAAAGUUACAUAAUCUUGUAACUCUUAAUUUAGCAAAUAAUGGUAUUUUGACCAUAGAAGGUAUAAAGGAUAUGACAAACUUACAGACUCUUUGCUUAGCUGGUAAUAAUAUAAAGUCCAUUGAACAUUUACAUACAAAUACCAAAUUGGAACAUCUGGAUUUGUCUGAAAACAGCAUCAGUCAUAUUUCAGACAUUUCGUAUCUAAGAAAUUUGAAGGAACUUUUCUUGCAUAAUAAUCGUAUUAUAACAUUGCGGCAAUGCGAACGCUACUUACCUACUUCAUUAGAAACAUUUACAUUGGCAAAUAAUAAUAUUACUGAUUUAAACGAAAUGUCACAUUUAGCUAAUUUAAAAAAUGUAGUAAACUUUUCGAUCGCCAAUAACCCCUGUGUCAGUAUGGCAGGUAACAGUAUUGGGUUUGACUAUCGUCCUUUUGUUAUCAAUUGGUGUAUGAGCUUAAAAUCAAUUGAUGGCUAUCCUGUUGAUCCUAUUGAAAGUUUAAAGGCAGAGUGGCUGUAUUCUCAGGGACGUGGUAGACAAUUCCGUGUCGGUGAACAUGCACCGCUUGCUCAGUAUCUAGCAUCUGUCUGCCCUCUCUCUGGUGAAUCCCUUGAAAAUGAGACUGACAGGAAGCUUAGGCUGAUUUUGAGUAAAGCACAACAUCAUCAGCAACAAUUAAGUCAACAAAGUGACAAUGGAAGUGUGCACAGCUUAAGUAGCGUUGGAAUGAGUCCUUCUCCAGCCACUAGGCGUAGACUUAGUCAUAACAGGACAAGUUCUCCUAGACGUGCCAGCUCGUCAAGAAACUCUUUAAGAAUAAGGUCACCGGACAGAAUGAUAUCUAGUAUUCAUACAGAUGCAAUGGUUUCUUCUUGUCACACACUGUUAAAUGAAGAACAUGAAGCAUUAAUGACUCAAAGUCUAGAUCCAAAUAUGCUGUGCGGCACUCUAAGUAAUAAAUUAUCAAAUAACGCUGCCUCGCAAGAUAUUGAAGAGACGUCUAGCCCCCUACAAGCUGCAUCGAAACUGGUACCAGUUCCAGAAUCUUUAAUGAGCCCAGACUUUCGUCCGCCAUCUGGUCUUUCACGAGUACUGGCGAAAACUCCACCAAGUAAAUUAACAUCACCAUGCCAGAUUACGAUGCCAAGUAAACCUCCGACCGAUGGAGACGGAAAGGCUAUUCCCAUAAUAAAUACAGUGAAUCCAAUGGCGAAAACGAAUCUUAGUUCUGUAAAAGCAAACGCACUUGUAAAAAGCAACUCGGCGAGCAAUUGCAGUAUUGGAAAGCCAAAUAUUGCUAAACCUGUUAUUACGAACCUUAGUAAUAAGUGUCCACAUAGUGUGAAAAUUAAUAAUUAUGUACAAAGUAAAACAUUGCCCGGAAGACGAAGCACAAAAAAUUCACCAAAUCUCGGUAGGAGUAUACAAAGGCCGAAAAGUGCGAACGACAAAAUUAAGAGCGGCGUAUUGAAGAAAAGUGGAGAUGGAGAUGCAGGUAAUGCUACUCAGAGUAGCGAUGAAGACAGCGAAGUGUGUCAAGCCAAAUUAGACAGUAUUCGUAACAGAGCUAUUCAAAGAAGACAAGAAGACAGUAAUAAAGCAGAUCAAAAUGACGCUGAGAAGGCAGCAAUAUGUAUUCAAAGGAUGUGGAGGGGCUACCAUACUAGGAAUCUUAAUAAGAAAGCAACUAAUGUCCUGAAAACAAUUGAAAUGAUGAGGACAAUUAAAUAUAUACAGAAACUUUCUACCGACAUGGAAGCUACUAGAACAGCUUUGGAGAGUGAACAUAAGUUGCAGUUACUACAAAUGCAAGCGAUUAAUGCAUUAUGGAAGAAAGUUGUCAGUCUGCAGCCUAGUGGUAAUCGAGAGACUACAAGUAAUGACAAUGAGAACCUCGCACAAAAUGUAGAUGUUGUAACCAAUUUAGCACAAACAUGUAAUUUGUUACAUACACAGGUUCAGCAAUUACAAGACUCUAUGUCAGAAAUAAAACAAUGCAUGUCGAACAUGCAAUCAAAACAAAAUUUAAUCGAUAACGCAGUCGCAACUCAAACUGAAAUCUCUGCUGUUCACACACCAGCAGGCGAAGAAAAUACGUUUCCUUACUCACGGGCGCACAGACCGCAGACAUUACCGAUUCAUCAAACAAUUCACGAAGGAAACGAGAACAAAAGUUUUGCAUCUAACCUCAUCGACAGCGUAUUAAAAAAGGUCUCUCAGUCUACCGACACGACGGACGACGAAGUUAAUACCGACAUAUUAAACUCUAAUGAAAAUCCUGAACUACUAAAUUCGAACGAUCAUCCGGAUAUGUUCAAAAGUUGCGAAGAAAUCGUGGAAUCUGAUUUCAAAGACGUAAUGGAAAAUGAGGCAAAAAAUGAAUACGAUAUAAUCGAUAAUACCGUAUUAAAUGGCGACGUUUGUGAAGAAAUGCUGUGUAAAGAGUUACACAAUUUUAUUGAAACAGAAAUUACAUCAGAAACUUGCCAAGAUCUUGAUAAAGAAGAUAAUUCCGAUGAAGUUGAGAGAGAACAAGUUUAAGUUGGGAAAAUAUGCAGACAAGAAUAACAAAACAGAAUGAAGGUGCAAAGUCAUAAGCUUAACGUAGAAGUACUGAAAACAGAAUUGCGAAUUACA